GUACCUUGUGCUCCCUCCGAGGAUACCAUCAUGUUCUUCACGUUCCUGCUACAGGUGAUUUGGAUCCUGGCUGCUUUCGGGGACGAACACUGGACAUAUGAGGGCCCACAUGGUCAAGACCACUGGUCGGCCUCUUUCCCCGAGUGCGGAGGCAACGCCCAGUCCCCCAUCAAUAUCGAGACAAACAGCGUGACUUUUGACUCGAACUUGAACGCUCUGCAGCCCCACGGAUAUGACCAGCCUGGCCCCGGGCCCCUGGAGCUGCACAAUAAUGGCCACACAGUGCAACUCUCUCUGCCCCCUACCCUGUAUCUGGAGGGACUUCCCCGGAAAUAUGUAGCUGUCCAGCUCCACCUGCACUGGGGUGAGAGAGGAUCCAGGACGGGGUCAGAGCACCAGAUCAACAGCAAAGCCUCGGCUGCAGAGCUACACAUCGUGCAUUACGAUGCCGAUUCCUACAGCAGCGUGGGUGAGGCCAUGAAGAGCCCUGAGGGCCUGGCUGUCUUGGGCAUCCUCAUUGAGGUGGGUGAGACUGAGAAUCCAGCUUAUGAACACAUUCUGAGUCACUUGCAUGAAAUCAGGUAUAAAGGUCAGAAGACCUCAGUGCCUCCCUUCAGCGUGAGAGAGCUGCUCCCCCCAGAGCUGGCACAGUUUUUCCGCUACAAUGGCUCGCUCACCACACCCCCCUGCUACCAGAGUGUGGUCUGGACAGUCUUCAGUCAGAAGGUCCAGAUUUCAGCAGGCCAGCUGGAAAAGCUCCAGGAGACACUACUCUCUAGGGAGAGGGAGCCCGCUCAGGUCCUGGAACAGACCUACCGAGUCCCACAACCUCUCAAUCAGCGGAAAGUCCUUGCUUCUUUCAACCAAGACGAAUCCCCGUAUACCACAGGAAGAAGAAGCUGGAAGACGAGAAGAGUGUGGGAUUCACCUCAGCACAAGCCACGGAAUAGACUCCAUCUCGACCAUCACGGACUCCUAGGUCAUACCUGUCAGGGAGCGUCUAGAAUGGGGGACAGGGACUGGCCAGAAAUACAAACCCCUCCUUCCUCCAGACAGUCAUGGACUGGCUCUCGGUCAAGAAAGAACUUCAGUCUCUCAAAACAUAUAGGAGAUGAGGAGACCCCUACAUUGAUAAUGCAGAGGGCAUACUGUGUUUGGUUGUAGGGGAAGUUGGGAAUGUGACCCAAAUUCCCCCACCCCCUCUCCUUUAUGGCUC
Myotis davidii is the source of this 1216-nucleotide messenger RNA. It is a transcript of the gene CA14, whose product is annotated as carbonic anhydrase XIV. Gene Ontology annotation, molecular function: zinc ion binding; carbonate dehydratase activity. Gene Ontology annotation, cellular component: plasma membrane. Lineage: Eukaryota; Metazoa; Chordata; Mammalia; Chiroptera; Vespertilionidae. The record is from RefSeq and is a predicted model, not a curated record. Bases 31 to 1164 code for a protein of 377 amino acids. The transcript is spliced from 10 exons.